AUGCAAUAAUAAAAGUAAUAGCCAAGAUAAAGGACAAAGGAGAGAUUUGUAAGUGAGGCAAUCAAUUUAGUUAAAUUAUGGAGAAUUUGUUCAUUCCAUCAUAAAGUAGAUAAGUUUAUUAAACUGGAACCAAAAUCGUGGAUGGCAGAGCUGUUCGAUCACAUUAGAUUAGGCUGCAGAAUUAGUAGAUUGUCCACGAAAAACAUUAGAAGACUACUAUUAUCUAUUAAGGAAGGCUGA
Molecule: messenger RNA, 240 nt
Organism: Paramecium octaurelia
Lineage: Eukaryota; Ciliophora; Oligohymenophorea; Peniculida; Parameciidae
Source: the annotation of a GenBank genome assembly